AUUCUCCAAUGAAGCCUCCUGCUCGGAAGAUGUUGGAGAAUGUCCUGGAGUGUUAUGCUUGUAAAAUGAAUAAUUUUGUGCUCAAGGUACCGGCCACUGUAAAUGAAGAAGGGAGAACGAGGGCGGUACCGGGGAUUAGGGAACAGAGGCAACGCGAGGCCGAGAAACGCGCCGAGACGUUGAGGCGGGAGCACCUGACGCGAGAGAUCCAGCUCGGCGCACUGAACACGCGGCGUUACCGCGCGCUGUGGCGUGAGGUGAUGAUGAGGAUCAAGAUGCCGCGGAUCGUCGAGGACGUGGAAGUCGCCUGGCGCAACUUCGAGCGAGCUCUUGAUAGCAAGGACUACAGAAUAAGUUUCUUGAUGGACGAAUUGGACGAGGCGGAAGAACAAUAUCAGAGGAACGCGAGAUCGCACGCCGAGACUAUCGACCGGCUGUUGAGGAUGUACGCUGACAGAACGGACCGCGAAGAGAGGAGUUAUCGAAGGGUCUUGAAUGAUUCGCUUGACCGGAGAGACAACGAGGUCGACGAGAUCCGUCGUCGGCAGGAUCAGGCUGAGAUUCUGCUGCACGCAAUCACCCGCGGCGUUCAGCGGCAAUCGGAGGAGUCGUUGGAUAACUUCAAGAGCAUCACACUAAGUAAGAUCGACGCGUUCGUGGAAGACAGCAAGGAUAUUCGCAGAAUUUCUGCGACUCAGCUCGAAAAUCAGUUACAGAGCUCGUGGAACGAUCUGCGACGCGUCUUGUCGGAUUAUCAGAACAGAACAGAGGACCGUCGGAAAUAUUACGAGGCGCUCAGAGAAAAGGACGAGCUGGAUCGGCAAGCGAUAGCGCGACAAUUUGUGCGUAUGGCAAACCUUUUCGAGGAGACACGAAGGCUGCGAAGUAAAAUUGCAGCCUACGACGCUGCUGCCAGGAAGGACAUCUCCGAAAUUUCAACCGAGCACGAUUUCUUCCAGAAAGCUUACCGGACUGUGAAAAACCGCUUCCUGUCAGAACAGACGAAGGACAAGGACCAACUGAGGACACUGUCGGUCGAAUAUAACAAAACGGUGAAGCACUUGGAGCGCCUCGUGACGAAAGGCAAGCGACUGCUCACAUUGAUGGAAAUCUGCCGCAAAUAUGAGUCGCACGACGAGAAAGUAUUUCUAGUUACCGAUUGCACGAGGUUGGAGGAGCUUCCGUUCCUGUCGUUGGAUCGAGUCUCCGUUCCGCCCGAGUGGGAUGUAUCUCGCCAGGUCAAUCUCACGCUCGAAACGCGUGCAUAAUUAAAUCGUGGAAUUUUAACGAACGUUUAAAACAGAUCACCGAGGACUUUCGGGAUCUGACGUGGUUCUGGCAGCGAUUAGGCUCCGAACAGAUAAGCACCGUCCAGUUGCGGUCGGAGAGGGAUAGAUUAGGGAUCGAGGCGGAUCACUUGCGCGAGUGUCUCAAAAUGUACAUGACGCAAAAGGUGAGAGAGGAAAUGCGGAAGUAUAGUGUAUAAAAUAAUUUAAUCACCCUCAUCCGCGUGACGAACGAGUUACAUCUGCCACGACCUUUCCUUCCUAACGUAAGAUGCGUACGUUGUUACCGAUCAUCCACGUCAGCACGUAGAUAACAAUCACAACAUUUAUCGUGACAAUUUUUUCUUAUUAUACCUAUAUAAGAAAAUUUUACAUAAUUUUACAUAAA
Messenger RNA from Ooceraea biroi (clonal raider ant), 1674 nucleotides. Its product is annotated as dynein regulatory complex subunit 2. Gene Ontology annotation, cellular component: axoneme; axonemal dynein complex. Gene Ontology annotation, biological process: axonemal dynein complex assembly; cilium-dependent cell motility; regulation of cilium movement. The record is from RefSeq and is a predicted model, not a curated record. Lineage: Eukaryota; Metazoa; Arthropoda; Insecta; Hymenoptera; Formicidae.